Messenger RNA from Aspergillus ruber CBS 135680, 606 nucleotides. RefSeq names its product mitochondrial 54S ribosomal protein mL58. Gene Ontology annotation, molecular function: structural constituent of ribosome. Lineage: Eukaryota; Fungi; Ascomycota; Eurotiomycetes; Eurotiales; Aspergillaceae. Gene Ontology annotation, cellular component: mitochondrial large ribosomal subunit. The coding region runs from base 1 to 606 and encodes 201 amino acids. The transcript has a single exon. The record is from RefSeq and is a predicted model, not a curated record.
AUGGCUGUUGUUCUUGUUGCUCCGAAACGACCCUUCCUUACUCUCCCAUUUCUCCUACCAUCGCUAUCCGAGUCUGUUUCCAUAGAAUCGCGGCGGAAUCAAUCCUCCUACAGGCGUACGAAACAGCGCCUACGUGUUAAACCAGAUGCUUCGUUUGGUGCGUCGUCAGAUCAAUUCCAAGAACAAAUCAUCUACAAUCCCCCUUCAAGCGCACCUUCUGUGUAUCACACGCCAACAAAAUUUCUGCCCGCCGACGACAUUCGAAGAGGCCUACGUACAGAUGCUUCCACGAACAGCCACAAUGCAAAGGAGCUUCCUCCCGUUUUCAAAUCCACUCCUGAGAAGAAAUACCACUUAAAUCAGUCGGACAUCGAGGAGAUCCGCAGACUCCGACUCAGUGACCCCAUGACCUGGAGCCGAUGGAAACUUGCCAAACGUUUUGACUGCUCGCCAAUGUUCAUUGCUAUGGUAUGUGAAGCUAGUCCACAGAAGAGAGAGAUCCAGCGGCAAGUGCUUGAAGCAGUGCAAUCUAGAUGGGGCACAAAGCGGCGGAUGGCCAGGGAAGACCGGCAGUUGCGGAAGGAGUCUUGGGGAAGAGAUGAAUGA